UCACUCAUAGACAUUUCUUCCACCUCAAAUAUUUUACCUAAUUUGCUACAUAUUCUUCUCACACAACAAAAUAACAUUUCAUUCUUGGGGUGUAUGACUCAAAUGUAUGUUUUUGUCUCUUUGGCUGCCAGUGAGUACUUUCUCCUGACGGCCAUGGCAUAUGAUCGUUAUGUUGCCAUCUGUGAUCCCCUUCAUUACAUUGCCCGAAUGAGCAGGAAACACUGUGCUGGGCUUAUAACUGCAGCAUUCACUGUUGGUCUUUUGGUUCCAACUGGACAUGUUGUCCUUAUAUCUAAAUUAUCAUACUGUGGUUCCCACGUCAUUGAGCAUUUCUUCUGUGACAUCAUUCCAUUACUUAAACUUUCCUGCAGUGACACCUUUAAUGUGGAGCUAUUAACAUAUAUUGAAGGGACGCUGGUGGCUUCCAGUUGUUUUCUAUUUACUUUGAUCUCAUACGUUUGUAUCAUCUCUUCUAUCCUGAAAAUACAGUCUUUGGAGGGAAGAAAAAAAGCUUUCUCUACCUGUGCAUCACAUUUGACCUCUGUGAUCAUUUUUUAUGGGACUCUGAUCUCUGUGUAUGUCAGACCCACCACAAGCUAUUGUCCAAAUAGAGACACAUUUUUUGCCCUUUUGUACAUUGUACUGAUCCCUCUGCUGAAUCCUCUGAUUUACACACUGAAGAAUAGAGAAUUUCAAUCAGCUCUUAUUAAACUAUAUUCAGAUGGAAGGAUGGGUCUUCACGAUGUGGAAGGAUCAAGGGGGAGGUACUACUACUCCAGGUACCACUUCUACCAUAAUCACCUCUACAAUGACCAGCAGCGCAUCUGCAGAGGUUUCCAGUACGGUAACUCCAAAUCCACCAGAAAACAGUGA
Messenger RNA from Xenopus tropicalis (tropical clawed frog), 873 nucleotides. Its product is annotated as olfactory receptor 8H3-like. Gene Ontology annotation, molecular function: G protein-coupled receptor activity; olfactory receptor activity. The transcript is spliced from 3 exons. Gene Ontology annotation, cellular component: plasma membrane; membrane. Gene Ontology annotation, biological process: detection of chemical stimulus involved in sensory perception of smell; signal transduction; G protein-coupled receptor signaling pathway. Lineage: Eukaryota; Metazoa; Chordata; Amphibia; Anura; Pipidae. The annotation marks the transcript as partial. The record is from RefSeq and is a predicted model, not a curated record.